Candidula unifasciata is the source of this 3695-nucleotide messenger RNA. NCBI's taxonomy places the organism in Eukaryota, Metazoa, Mollusca, Gastropoda, Stylommatophora, Geomitridae. The record is from the annotation of a GenBank genome assembly.
GUUAUGUUCUGGGACGGGUUGUAGCUACUGGUAACGGCAUCUCCUACGAAAUCCGUGACAAUGGUGGAGAAUUUUUUGCAGUUGACCCAAUAAAUGGCACUGUAACCUUAAAGAAGUUACUAGACUUUGAAACGGAAAUUGAAAUCAAGUCAAUUGUUUAUGUUACGGAUGCAAAUGGUCAGUCUGCUAGCCGUGACUGCAAAGUCUUUGUGAUUGAUGUCAAUGACAAUGCACCAGUUUUUACAGACACUGCUAUUUUUCGUACCAUAUCAGAGGAUGAGAGACCUGGCUUUGUUGUGACCCUGAUUUCAGUUACUGAUUUAGAUACUGUCAAUUUGCAGCUUCAGGUUAAUUGUGGAGGAAACACCACCUUGUUUCAAGAUGCUUGUGACACGUUUCGUUUGGUGGUGGCAGACAGGACCAACAAAUAUUGGAAUGGCAGCUUGGUUUUAAACAAAGCCCUUGAUUUUGAAACCAGGAAUGCUUACAAUAUUAGGCUGAUUGCCUUUGAUGGCAGAUUUUAUGUGUCUAUUGAAGUCCAUGUAGAAAUUCAGGAUGUCAACGAUGCUCCACCAAAAUGGUCUUACGUAGGCCCAAAAAGCAUUUACGAAGAAGAUCCAGUUAGCACACCAUAUCAGGCAGUCAAAGCUAUUGAUGGGGAUUUAACAAACCCGAGGGAAAUUCGUUAUGAAAUGUGUACAGCUGUCAAUGAGUUUCAAGUGGACAACAUAUCUGGCGUUAUAUCCAAUGCUAAACGGCUGGAUUAUGAUGGAACUGAGCAUGAGAGAGGUGUACCUUAUGACAUCUGUAUUAGGGCUAGAGAAGUGAUCAACAUUGUAACAGGGCAGAUGGGAAAUGACUCAACAAACACAGCCACAAUCUCAGUCAGAUUCUUUGUAGAGGACAUCAACGACAAUGGGCCCAAGUUUUCAGAGAAACAGUACAUUGCUUAUGUUGAGGAAAACAUUGCCCGGGGCUCCAACAUCCCUGGCCUACAGAUGACAGUCACUGAUAUUGAUUCUGGGACUUACAAUUCCUUCGAUCUCAGAAUCGUGAACAGUACCAAUGUGUUUGGAAUCAUACCUUCCUCCGAUGCGGCCUCAUCCAGUGCUACUAUUUUCGUCAUUGGUGCAAUUGACUAUGAGACAGGUCCUAAACAGUACAUUUUUGAAGUACUUGCCAUUCAGAACUUCAUUAGCUCAACCAAUCCAAAAGAACCCACAGGUACAGCAACAGUUACAGUGUAUGUCCUAGAUAAAAAUGAUGAAACCCCAGUGUUUGACCGUACUUCAUACAACGAGACAGUUAGAGAGACAGCUAUUCCUGGUACUUUUAUCACAACUAUACGUGCAACAGAUAGAGAAGAGGGACUGUAUGGUACAGCUGGGAUACGCUACAGGCUCUAUGGAGAUAAUACACCCCCACAUUUCCAGAUCAACGAAGUGACAGGAGUUGUCUCAGUGGCACCUUGCAAUGCACCAAACCAGCCUGGCACUGCUCCGUGCAUUGACUAUGAGCGGAAGAGAAAUUAUACUCUAACAGCCUCCGCCACGGACAACCUGGGUGGGUCCGAAAGCAGGACACGAUCGGUGCAGCUCUUCAUCAAUGUGUUGGAUGAUAAUGAUAAUGAUCCUAAAAUUGACAGCAUUUAUGUCCGAUACAUCAACGAAGAUCAAAUGGUUACAAUUAAUCCAUUGCUGAUCGAACCGGUGGAUCCAGACACAGUGGGUGGGCCUUUAACUUUCACCAUCAGAGGAGAUCAGAGUGGUCUCUGGCAGGUUACGCCCAUGAAUGACAGCUCUGGCAGGCAGUAUGGGAAUCUCACAGCCAUCAGACCCAUCAAGUACAGAGACGCACAGUAUCCGAGUGGAGAGUUCAACUUCGCUGUGAUUGUGGAAGAACAGCAGCAUGCUGCAACAGCAUAUGUGAAAAUCAUUGUCCUGGAUAUCAAUGACAACCGCCCACAGUUUAUCCCAAACAAUUAUGAUAUAACUAUAAUUGAGACAACUAAAGGAGAUGUCUUUGUCACGAAAGUCACAGUUUCCGAUGCUGAUGCUCCCACGACAGGUAAUGGGGUCGUUGAUAUAUACAUUCAGAGCGGGGCCCAAGGCAAGUUCACCAUCACCAAUGUGACGCUCAUUGGGAAUGAGUAUGUGGCAGAUGUCUACACCACCAGGGAUGCCACGUUUAAUUAUGAGAUCCAGAACAUCUAUGUCAUGGGUUUGAUUGCGCGUGAUCGAGGUUCACCAAAUUCCCUGUCUGGGACAGCUAACGUGACAGUCAGAAUCAUUGAUGACAAUGACAAGAAUCCCCGCAUUCAACCGUCAUUUCAGUCUGUCAGUGUAUAUGAAAAUGAGCCUGUGGGUAGAUCUAUCUACCAGGUGAGAGCCACUGAUCCAGACGUGAACAACGCACUAGCAUACUAUUUUACGGCAAAGGAAGCCACAGAUGGAUCGGGAGACAACGUCAGCGUAACAAAGUAUGACUUCACUAAACUGUUCAGGAUAGAGGAGAACACUGGUAAUGUCAUUGUCAAUGCACCAUUAGAUCGGGACAACGCAUCUCGUAUCACAUAUGAUCUCAAGGUGGUAGACAUUAAUGCUAACCCAAUGCAAACUGGAUAUGGUACCUUACUCAUCCAUGUACUGGAAUUCAAUGACCAGGCACCCGGUUUUGAUUUCUACCCUGCUUAUGAAAUAACUAUUGAGGAAGAGUUGAACAUUAACUCUUAUGUGCAAAACCUGAACUGUAGAGAUGUUGAUGACACUAUAGCAGGAUACACAAUAACGCAGGACAAUCCCCGCACACCCUUGUACUUCUCCCUCCUGCCUGGGUCAGGAGCAAUGAUUGUCAGUGAUCGCAUUGACUUUGAAAAGAUUGAACAGAUAGAACUCACAGCCACGUGCACAGAUUCUGGACAACCUCCACUGUCCAACACCACUAGAGUCAUUGUGCACAUAACAAACAUCAAUGACAACUCUCCAAUCUUCUCACAGACAUUGUAUCUGGUAACAGUCCGUGAAAACACAAAUGGAAGUACUCUUAAUGUUACAGUGACUGCUAGAGAUCUAGACAAGGGGGAUUAUGGUGUUGUCAGAUAUAAGCUGAAUGAUCCCUAUAGAUUCUUUUCUAUUGAUGAGAUCACGGGCGUUAUCACCAUAUUUCCAAAUGCCACAUUUGAUCGUGAGAAGGCUGGAUUUCUAACAUUCCAAGUUAUUGCCUAUGAUAGCCCAUUGAAUGAAACAGUUCGUAGAAAUAACACAGCACAAAUCUAUGUUAACAUUGAAGAUGUCAACGACAACUGUCCCGUUUUCAGGCAGCCCUUCUUUGUGGGCAGAGUGCCUGAGAGUGCUGAUAUAGACACAGAUAUCUUAGACAUCAUUGCCACUGACGCUGAUGAAGGCUUAAAUGGGCAGCUGGUGUUCACUGUUAAAAAUGGCAGUGGGGUCCCCGCAGAGGCGGAGAAUUACUUUGCCAUAGGUCUAGACAGUGGCCGGGUGUUUGUCAAAGCAAACAUAAAAGACCAUAUUGGAUUCUAUAACCUAACUAUCAUAGCAACAGACAUGAGAGGGAUGUCUCCUGGUGAGCAGUGCUCUAGGGAAGUCCCCAUUCAGAUCGAGAUCCAGCAGUCAAACAAUCAUGCCCCACAAUGGAUCAGACCUCCAAACAGGGAUUAUGUCAUUUAUGUCUUGGAG